ACACACACCCCCGUAGGUGGUCUCUUCCGGAGUUUUCUGGCCCUGCAGCAAAUGAUUUCCUCCUCGGACGGAGGGCGCUAGAUUGUCCCUGGUCCCUGUCGGCUUUACAGGUACCCUGCCCCUUUCCGUCCACUCUGGGUUGUGUCUCUCUUGUCUGCGCCCCCUCUUCCCCUGCCACGAGUGCCGCUUGGUCUCGCCUGCCCCUCCCCCCUGCGUUGGGCCCCCGUGGCCGCAAGGGGUCCCGGCGGGAAGCGGCAGACGAGCCCACUUUGCGGCCUCCAUCGGGGGAGGGGAGCGAGGAUUCCUUCCUACGUGACGGUUUCUAGUCUGCGAAAGGAGGCGGCGUCUGGGCUCGGCCUUCGCCCUACGCGCGAGCGAGCGCGGCAGGACGGUCCAUUGUGUUGGCCCGAGAGGUAGGGGUGGGCGUGGCGGAUCCACGUCCUCGCGGAGCUUUCCCGGGCGGACUCCACUCUCAUCCCCAGGGGGCUGCGGUGCUGAGGAUGAGUGGGGAAGGGGAGAACCCGGCCAGCAAGCCCACGCCUGUGCAAGACGUGCAGGGUGACGGGCGCUGGAUGUCUCUGCACCAUCGGUUUGUAGCGGACAGCAAAGACAAGGAACCCGAAGUAGUCUUUAUCGGGGACUCCUUGGUUCAGCUAAUGCACCAAUGUGAGAUCUGGCGGGAGCUCUUCUCACCUCUGCAUGCACUUAACUUUGGCAUUGGUGGUGACAGCACACAGCAUGUACUCUGGCGGCUUGAGAACGGGGAGCUGGAGCACAUCCGGCCCAAGAUUGUGGUGGUCUGGGUGGGCACCAACAACCAUAGCCACACAGCAGAACAAGUGACAGGUGGCAUCAAAGCCAUCGUACAACUGGUGAACAAGCUGCAGCCCCAGGCACGGGUGGUUGUGCUGGGCCUGCUUCCGAGAGGCCAGCACCCCAACCCACUUCGAGAGAAAAACCGACAGGUAAACGAGCUGGUUCGGGCAGCACUGGCUGGCUACCCCCGAGCCCACUUCUUAGAUGCAGACCCUGGGUUUGUGCAUUCUGAUGGCACCAUAAGUCACCAUGACAUGUAUGAUUACCUACACCUGAGCCGCCUGGGGUACACACCUGUCUGCCGGGCCCUGCACUCCUUGCUUCUUCGUCUCUUGGCCCAAGAUCAGGGCCAAGGCAUCCCUCUGCCAGAGACAGCAUCCUAAGCAUCUUUCCUUCCCUUGAUAUUAAAUGCUUCUUCUCCUC
Messenger RNA from Mus musculus (house mouse), 1239 nucleotides. RefSeq names its product platelet-activating factor acetylhydrolase, isoform 1b, subunit 3 (gene Pafah1b3). The record is from RefSeq and is marked validated. Gene Ontology annotation, cellular component: cytoplasm; 1-alkyl-2-acetylglycerophosphocholine esterase complex. Lineage: Eukaryota; Metazoa; Chordata; Mammalia; Rodentia; Muridae. Gene Ontology annotation, molecular function: platelet-activating factor acetyltransferase activity; 1-alkyl-2-acetylglycerophosphocholine esterase activity; identical protein binding. Bases 501 to 1199 code for a protein of 232 amino acids. The transcript has 5 exons.